GGACCAACAAAUUCAUCAAAGACGUGAUCAAAGACGGCAACGCGCUUAUCAGCGCUAUGAGAAAUGCCCUUCAGUAUCUGCGUUGGGAGCCUCUUGCCCUGUUCUCCAAACAAAUCCAGUCUAAGACCGUGUUUUGCUGUGAGCACUGCUGCUUUGGUGUCAGUAACCUGGUAAUGUGCCAGUUCCCCGUUGGGGAGGCUUUCUGAAACAUACUGCUCAGCAGAGCUGAAAAGGCUGAAGAACCUUCUCCAGAAGCUGAUUGUGCCUAUGAUUAUUCCUCUGCUGUUCAGAAAUUUUCCCAGACACUGCAGUCAUUUCAGUUUGAUUUCAUUGGAGACACUCUGACUGAUGAUGAAAUUAACAUCGCUGAAUCCUUCAAGGAAUUUGCUGAAUUGCUCAACGAGGUAGAAAAUGAGAGGAUGAUGAUGGUACACAAUGCUAGUGAUUUGCUGAUUAAACCCUUGGAAAAUUUCCGGAAGGAACAAAUAGGCUUCACCAAGGAGCGGAAAAAGAAAUUUGAAAAGGAUGGUGAGAGGUUUUAUUCUUUACUGGAUCGGCACUUACACCUCUCUUCAAAAAAGAAAGAAUCUCAGUUACAAGAGGCAGACCUACAGGUGGACAAGGAGAGGCACAAUUUUUUCGAGUCCUCUCUUGAUUAUGUUUAUCAAAUCCAGGAAGUUCAGGAGUCCAAGAAGUUCAAUAUUGUGGAGCCUGUCUUGGCCUUUCUUCAUAGUCUGUUCAUUUCUAACAGCCUGACUGUGGAGCUCACACAGGAUUUCCUCCCAUACAAACAGCAGCUCCAGCUCAGUUUACAGAAUACAAGAAAUCAUUUCUCCAGUACCCGGGAAGAGAUGGAAGAACUUAAGAAAAGGAUGAAAGAAGCUCCCCAGACAUGCAAACUUCCAGGACAGCCCACUAUUGAAGGCUAUCUCUAUACACAAGAGAAAUGGGCUUUAGGAAUAUCCUGGGUGAAAUACUAUUGCCAGUAUGAGAAAGAGACCAAAACACUCACCAUGACGCCUAUGGAACAGAAGCCAGGUGCUAAGCAGGGGCCCUUGGACUUAACACUGAAGUACUGUGUGAGAAGGAAGACGGAGUCUAUCGACAAGAGGUUCUGUUUUGAUAUAGAAACUAAUGAAAGGCCAGGAACCAUCACUCUGCAGGCCCUUUCAGAAGCUAACAGAAGGCUAUGGAUGGAAGCCAUGGAUGGGAAAGAACCUAUCUACCACAGCCCUAUAACAAAACAGCAAGAAAUGGAGCUAAAUGAAGUGGGCUUCAAGUUUGUCAGGAAGUGCAUCAAUAUUAUUGAGACCAAAGGGAUCAAGACAGAAGGGUUGUACCGCACUGUGGGCAGCAAUAUUCAGGUUCAGAAGCUGCUGAAUGCCUUUUUUGAUCCUAAAUGCCCAGGAGAUGUUGAUUUUCAUAAUAGUGACUGGGACAUUAAGACAAUCACCAGUUCCUUGAAAUUCUACCUCAGGAAUCUUUCUGAACCUGUCAUGACCUAUAGGCUUCACAAAGAGCUGGUCUCUGCUGCCAAGUCUGAUAACCUGGAUUACCGCCUAGGAGCUAUUCACUCCCUGGUAUAUAAGCUACCAGAAAAGAACCGAGAGAUGCUGGAACUUCUGAUAAGACACUUGGUCAAUGUGUGUGAGCACAGCAAAGAGAAUCUUAUGACCCCCUCCAACAUGGGAGUGAUCUUUGGGCCCACCCUGAUGAGAGCUCAGGAGGACACUGUGGCCGCCAUGAUGAACAUCAAAUUCCAGAACAUAGUGGUGGAAAUACUAAUCGAGCACUUUGGCAAGAUCUAUUUAGGUCCACCUGAGGAAAGCGCUGCACCGCCAGUGCCUCCGCCUCGGGUGACAGCAAGAAGGCACAAACCAAUCACGAUUUCAAAGCGCUUGCUGCGAGAAAGGACGGUUUUCUAUACUUCUUCCCUGGAUGAAAGCGAAGAUGAAAUCCAACAUCAAACACCGAAUGGUACUAUCACUGGCAGCAUAGAAACCCCCAAGCCACCACAACACCCCAAACUACCUAUUCAGAGGAGUGGGGAAACUGAUCCUGGGAGGAAGUCCCCAAGCAGGCCUAUUUCGGAUGGCAAGUUGGAGCCCUGCCCAGAGGUGGAUGUGGGGAAGUUGGUGUCUAGGCUACAGGAUGGAGGGACCAAGAUUACCCCAAAGGCCACCAAUGGACCCAUGCCAGGCUCUGGGCCCACCAAGACCCCCUCUUUCCACAUAAAGAGACCAGCUCCCCGGCCCCUGGCCCAUCACAAGGAGGGGGAUGCCGACAGUUUCAGCAAAGUGCGGCCUCCAGGAGAAAAGCCAACCAUCAUCCGCCCCCCAGUGAGGCCUCCAGAUCCUCCCUGCCGGGCAGCUACUCCCCAAAAGCCAGAACCAAAGCCAGAUAUUGUGGCUGGCAAUGCAGGAGAAAUCACAUCAUCUGUGGUGGCUUCCAGGACCAGGUUUUUUGAAACAGCUUCCCGGAAAACAGGAAGUUCUCAAGGCAGACUUCCUGGAGAUGAAAGUUGAGGCUACAGGUUUUAAAAGCGUUGGCCUCAGAGGACCCUUUGCAGGUUCUGAAACAGUCUUUCUUCUUCAAACCUUUGUGUGCGGAGUCAUUUUGUGUUGAAGAGCAGCUCCUUCCUAGCCUUGCACUUUCAGGCUCUCUCUGGGAGACCAUAAAAUAAGGAGCAUAUGUCCUAGACAGUUGUUUAUAUCUCCUUUGUAUUCAGUCUUCAUCCCCUCAGAAGGUCUGUUUUGAGUUCCUGUAACACUGUGAAGAGCUGGACUCCCUCAAGCCAGACUCUGCCAAAACCAAGAUAUCCACUUACCUGAGUCGAAGAGGGGAGCUCAGUUUUCAACUCUACCCUGAACUUCCUGCUUCCUCAGAGGGCCAUUGAACUCUGAGAGUUUUGGGGGUAAAGACUGAUCUCAGGGGUCUUACCUUGAACUGAAGGCCACUUGAGUUGGGGCCAUUGCUUACCUUGGUUGGAGGGAAAUAGAAAUGUUUGCUGAACAUUGGAGAAUCUCAACAUGUCUCCUACUGAGGAUAUGGACACUGGUGCCAUGUCGGUGCUCUGGUGCUGCAGUAUGUUGCCAAGAGCCUGCCUGCUCCUGCGGGGCCAUGAGUGGGAUGAGUGAUGCCCCCACAGCCCCUCCAUGUGGACUUAGGAAGGUGGCCUUCCUGCUCGUACACGCAGCCACUUAGGACAAAUCUGCAAAGCAUGUUUUGCAUGUCAAAGCCUAGGUCUAUUUGGAUUAUUCUUUCUCCUUUUUUUUUUUUUUUUUUUUUUUUUUUUUUUGACAGCUUCCUUUCCAAGCAAUCAAGAAACAAACAAAAGCUGAACACAUUUCUUUAAAAAAAAAGGGAGACUGUGUUUGGUCCUGCAGGAGUUCUAUUUUGGGGUCAAAUGCUAGAAAAAUUGUUAACAUGGAUUGAGGCCAGGCAGCUGUCACUGUUGCUUCAUGUUUGCCUUCUGCACAUAAACUAUUUUAUCUCC
Molecule: messenger RNA, 3496 nt
Organism: Macaca mulatta (Rhesus monkey)
Lineage: Eukaryota; Metazoa; Chordata; Mammalia; Primates; Cercopithecidae
Source: RefSeq, a predicted model, not a curated record